Apaloderma vittatum (bar-tailed trogon) is the source of this 162-nucleotide messenger RNA. Its product is annotated as gastrotropin-like. The annotation marks the transcript as partial. The transcript has a single exon. Lineage: Eukaryota; Metazoa; Chordata; Aves; Trogoniformes; Trogonidae. The record is from RefSeq and is a predicted model, not a curated record.
GCAACUGUUAAAUUGGAAGAUGGGAAAUUAGUAGCUGAAUUUCCCAACUAUCGUCACACUGCAGAGAUUUCUGGAGGAAAGCUAGUAGAGGUGAGUUCUCAAAUUUCCAGAUUAGUUUUUAUAAAACAAACACACAAACCCUUUCAAGACCAGCAGGCUUAA